Molecule: messenger RNA, 1353 nt
Organism: Neltuma alba
Lineage: Eukaryota; Viridiplantae; Streptophyta; Magnoliopsida; Fabales; Fabaceae
Product: nudix hydrolase 2
Exons: 7
Coding region: 282-1283 (333 amino acids)
Molecular function (GO): NADH pyrophosphatase activity; NAD binding; ADP-ribose diphosphatase activity
Source: RefSeq, a predicted model, not a curated record
UGAUUGAACUCACUGAUUCAUGCAUAUUUAAUGGUACUAUGAAUGUUCUGCUCUCCCUUCUUCUCUAAUCAUAGCAGACGAAUCAGUUUUGAGGGGUGUUAGCCGUUGCUUCAACUGUGUUGUUUUCCUAUUUGAAGGCAAUGUUUAAUACCAUUGCUCUUCUUUGGCUAGGAAUAGUCUCAAUAAAAUGAAAUGGUCUUUGGUUUUUCGUCUAAUGCUGUUUCCUUUCAUGUUCCUGCACGGUCAAGAUGAAAGUGGCAGCUCCUUUUCCCAUUUAGGGUAUGACAGACUCAACAAGUUCAACAGAAACUGUUCCACGAGCGGUUGCUGAGAAUGGAGUCAGAGAAGUUAGACUAUUAGCAUCAACUGAUGAUGACUACAAUGGUGUUAUGGUUGAAAUGGACGAGCCUAUGGAUCCCGCAAUCUUCGUGCCGAUUCUUAGAGCUUCAAUUUCACAUUGGAGACUGCUGGGCAAGAAAACCGUCUGGAUAAAGUUACCUAUACAUCAAGCCUGUCUUGUUGAACCUCUGGUUAAGGAGGGAUUUCGGUAUCACCAUGCAGAACCAGAGUAUUUAAUGCUUGUAUACUGGCUACCUGAAACUGCAAGUAAUAUUCCGGCAAACGCCACACAUCGUGUAUGUGUUGGUGGAUUUGUCAUGAAUGAAAAACGAGAGAUCUUAGUGGUUCAAGAAAAAAGUGGACCUUUUUGGAUACCUGGAGUCUGGAAAUUCCCCACUGGAUCUGUUGACCAGGGAGAAGAUAUAUGUGCAGCGGUAAUAAGAGAGGUCAAAGAAGAAACAGGAGUAAGUAUUCUGAUUAUGGUACCCAUAAACUGUAGAAGAAGUAAACUCUACACACACACACACACACAUAUAUGCCUAAGUUUUUGUGCCUUUCUCAAUUUGCAGAUUGACACAAAAUUUUUGGAAGUGUUAGCCUUAAGACAAACUCCAAAGUCAUACUUAAUUACGAAGUCAGAGUUAUUCAUCUUGUGCAUGCUGCGCCCCCUUUCUUUUGACAUCCAAGUGCAAGAACAAGAGAUAGGAGCUGCCCAGUGGAUGCCUUUUGAGGAAUAUGCAGCUCAGCGAUUCAAUGAGGAGCACAAGUUUGUGAAGCAGAUGGAUGAAGUGUGCAGGGCAAAGAUGCGCGGCCAUUAUUCUGGGUUUAAUGUAGUUCCUUCAUCUUCACCCUUCCCUGACAGAAAGAGUUUCAUGUACUUGACCUCAAAUGUAAAGAAGAAGAAGAAGAAGAAGAAGAAGAAAAUGAUUCACCCGAAAUGUUAACCAUCAUAAAAAGACUUAAUGAGAGAAAAGGAGGGGACGGAUUUUAGUGGAGUGAAGGGAAAGAGAGGAG